Molecule: messenger RNA, 2049 nt
Organism: Lodderomyces margitis
Lineage: Eukaryota; Fungi; Ascomycota; Pichiomycetes; Serinales; Debaryomycetaceae
Exons: 1
Coding region: 1-2049 (682 amino acids)
Source: RefSeq, a predicted model, not a curated record
AUGGACUCUCUGGAUGCAGUUAGAAUUAUGAAGAAUGCUAGCCCGUCGAUGAACCCAAUAAGUCCCACCACUUUGGACAACCUUUCAAUGGAUUUGCGAGAAAGGAAGUAUCGCACUGGACCUAUCAUUGACGACGAACUAGCAAGUCCAACUCCAUCUAUCGGGCCAAAAACACCAAGAUUAAAUAGAGGUUUUCCAGAGUUUUCUAGUCCUGGUGUGGGAAGCUCUGCAUAUACAUAUUCACAAUCAUUGCAACGUCAACAUUCACCAAGGAAAUCAAUCAUAUCACCGAGCAAAAACUAUUCCGAGCUGGUCACAAGAUUACGAGCAGCACGGGGUAGUCCUAUGAAAUCGCCACAGAAGGCAGUAGAUGAGGAACGGUAUAAAUGGUCACAGAGAGCACAGAUUGAUAGCUUGAAGGACGAAAAUACAAAGUUGCAUAGAGAACUUGAGAAGGCGGAUUAUUACCGAAAGGAAACCUUAAGGUUGCAGAAGGAGUUGGACAAGGCUCAGAUUAUGAAAGCUGAGUAUGGUCAGUUGCAAAAGAAUGCCGAUCGCUGGCAGAUGGAGAAUGAGCGUUUCAAAGUAGAAAAUUCAAGAUUGAAAAGCACCCUUGAGAUCAAGGAAGCAAAAAUAACUCAGCUACACCUGGAGGUUGGAAAGUUAUCCAAGGUCCAAAAAGAGCAGAAACACACUAUUGAUAAAAAAAAUUCGAGAAUUAUGUGUUUGGAAAAGUCGUUGGACUUAGCGUUGGCCUACUGCACCAAAUGGGAAGGGUAUAUCGACAAGUACGUUGCAAAAAUUGCAGAGCUUAAACGGGACAUAAGUUAUUUAAAAUCAGCACAGGAAAAACAAGAUUUUCAUAACUCCAAUAGAGGACUGCAUGGUGAAUUUUCAGAUAAACUGAUCCAAACGGACGCAACGCGAGACAAGAAGAAGCGAAAUGAGGACAAAAGUGUUUACGGUACGCUGAAUAAUAUUAAUCGAGGAGCAUAUGAAGAGGUUAAUUCGCGGGUGCAAAAUUCUCCCCCUAUAUCAGCUUUUCAGGAUUCAUCUGGUGACUUUGUUGCUUCUAUUGCUGAGAAGGUGUCAGAAAUCGUUCUCUCACGUAUGAACCAUAAGGAGGUGCUGGAUACACCUCAUGGAAUGGACAAAAGUUUGCAAUCGCAAAAUAAGAGUCAUAAUUUGAAUGCUCAAGACCUUGCUGAUGAUAACCUGGCAUCGUCAUUUGUGCAACCGAGAAGUGCUUCUACAGCGACAAACAAGGAAAGUUUACGAGAUAUCAACAGGUCCCAAGAAACGACUCAGGAUGAAAUUGGCCAUGAAAAAAUAAAGCAACCGCCUAAUAGCGAUAAUAUUCCGUCGCUAGUACAAGACCUUCGCAAGGAUUUCAACCAUCUAUUGAGUGCUUUAUCAACCCAGAUUGGGGAGGUUAGUCGAGAAAAUAGUAGUAAACUGCCUCGUUUGGAUAAUCCUGACAGUGAUCCAAUCUUGAAGCCACAAACGCAUUUUCGAAAAAGCAGUCCAGCACGCCAAUGUCCUGAGCCUGUUUAUAGACCAGCAGCGUCUCAAGACCAAGCUGAGCCUCACUUUGAACUGCUUAAUAUUCGGUCGCAGUCUCGACCCUAUCAAAAUCAAUCACUGCAUCAUCACUCCCAAUCAAAUGCACAAACUCAGACCUGUCCAAAUGACUUUGUUAAAGAACGUGAUAACAGAUAUAAUACAUUAUUGGCUACAGGUGAUGACUCUUCUGGUGUGCAAGUCAACACUAGCCAUGGUGGGCUAGGCGGAUCUUCUCAAGCUUCUCUUCCAUUGCCUUUCACGACUGGUGUACAAGUUGGAUGCACAGAGGGCCACUACCCUGAAACAAAUAACAAACAAGAAGCAAGUCAUAUAGUUACAAGCAAAGACGUGCCGGGAGAAUCUAGUAGGAAGCAUCCAUAUUUCUGUUUGGGACCCGAUAACCUUGAAACUAGGGACAAAUGUCCUGUAUGUCAUGCUGAAAGAGAGUACACGGAUUCGAACUUGGCGGCCGAGAUUCUACAAUGA